UCAAAGUAAAGGGCGGUUUGCUGGGUGGAAAAUAGUGCUAACCAUCCGCAGUGGCCAUGUUGAUGUUUACCUUGGUAGCGUGACUACUAAGACCAGAAUGCACAGCGUGCAUUUUCAUUAAAUAUGAAUAAGGCAUAUGGUCUAUUUUGCAACGGCUCUUUCAGAGUAAACCGGUGUAUGUGCGACCAAACAAACAGAUCAUAAUUGAGCAUCAGGAAAAUGUGUGCACAAGAAAAAGUCAUGAUGAUUUACCUGAUAUUUUUGGUGAUGUGCAAAUGUCAAUAAGCUCUACCGACGCCAAUCAAGUGCCAUUGGCUUUGCCUCAAGAUACAGCACAAUCUCCAUUUUCACUGCCUCAAGAGACAGCACAAGCUUCUUUACAGUCAACCUCUGAUCUUCAUGCAGAUGUUGUACAGGAUACAUCAGCACAAUCUCCAUUUUCACCGCCUCAAGAGACAGCACAAACUUCUUUACAGUCAACCACUGAUCUUCAUGCCGUUGGUGUACAGGAUACAUCAGCACAAUCUCCAUUUUCAUUGCCUCAAGAGACAGCACAAACUUCUUUACAGUCAACCACUGAUCUUCAUGCAGUUGGUGUACAGAAUACAUCAGCACAAUCUCCAUUUUCACCGCCUCAAGAGACAGCACAAACUUCUUUACAGUCAACCACUGAUCUUCAUGCAGUUGGUGUACAGGAUACAUCAGUGAUGCAAGAAAUUCACCUCAUUGACGAAGAUGACGAUUUCAUGUUCCAAAAUUAUCCCAAAUUAAAAGAAGUAAUUGUGCACCGCUCAAUGAUUCGCCAUGAUAUUAUUGAUGUUUUCAAAGAUCCAGAAUUCUUAAGCACAGGUUGAACAUCACAGUUAUAAAUGCAAAUGACUACCCAGAAAAAGGAGAAGGUGCAGGUGUGCUGCGUGAUGUUCUGACAAAUUUUUGGCAUGAAUUCUUUAUAUCACUUAGUGCAGGUGGAACUGAGAAAACGCCACACAUUCGACACGAUCUUCAAAAACCAGAAUGGCAAGCAAUUGCCAGAGUUUUAGUGUUUGGAUAUGAAAAAGCCAAAUAUUUUCCUGUGCAGCUGUCACAAUUCUUCAUCCUUUGCUGCUUGUUUGGUGAAGAAAGUCUGGGCAAAGAAUCUCUACUGCAAGCAUAUCGUUGUUACGUGCCAGCAGACGAUUGAGAGAUUCUAGAUAAAGUGCAGAGUCGUGAAUUAGAUCCUAACGAUGAAGACCUAUUGGAGUUUUUGUCAUCCAAUAAGUGCUAUAAAGCCCCCACUAAGGAGAACAUUGCCUCCAUAGUACUUGAACUUGCACAUCAGGAACUCAUUCAAAAGCCCAGAUACAUCACAAAUUGUUGGUCGCCAAUUUUAAAAACUCUUCAGAAUGAUGCAAACUCCAUCUUUUCAACACCACAGCAAGUUGAACAGUUAUAUGAAGAAAAACAGCCAACAGCCAAAAAGGUUAACAAGCUUUUUAUUGCUAGUGUGAGUACUGAUGCUGAACGGCAGAGCUUGGAUUUCCUAAAAAGAUAUGUGAAAUCAUUGGAAAAGAAGGCUCUUGAAAGAUUUCUGCAUUUUUUAACUGGUAGUGAUGUAUUGACAUGUGAUUCAAUUGAAAUUACAUUUACAGCCCUUCAUGGCUUUUCACGACGGUCUAUUGCCCACACAUGUGGGCCAACCCUAGAGCUACCAACAACUUAUGAAUGCUUUGCAGAACUGGCAGAAGAGUUUACAAGCACAAUGAGAGAAAGCACAUCAUGGUCAUUUGACAUUGUGUAAAGUUGUUUUUUAUUAUUUUUCACAAUAUCAAAUAGUUUUGUUUAAACAGAAAGAGAACUGACAGUUUUGAAAAAAAUGUUAAAUUCUUGAUCAAUGAGCUUAUUUUUGGCUUGCACCAUUUUACUAAAAUACAUUUGUUUCAUUUGUUAAA
This is a messenger RNA of Xenia sp. Carnegie-2017, 1928 nucleotides long. RefSeq lists its product as uncharacterized. The coding region runs from base 276 to 854 and encodes 192 amino acids. The record is from RefSeq and is a predicted model, not a curated record. Lineage: Eukaryota; Metazoa; Cnidaria; Anthozoa; Malacalcyonacea; Xeniidae. The transcript is spliced from 7 exons.